Talaromyces amestolkiae is the source of this 1332-nucleotide messenger RNA. RefSeq lists its product as uncharacterized. NCBI's taxonomy places the organism in Eukaryota, Fungi, Ascomycota, Eurotiomycetes, Eurotiales, Trichocomaceae. Gene Ontology annotation, biological process: phosphatidylethanolamine biosynthetic process. Gene Ontology annotation, cellular component: mitochondrion. Bases 1 to 1332 code for a protein of 443 amino acids. The transcript has 2 exons. Gene Ontology annotation, molecular function: phosphatidylserine decarboxylase activity. The record is from RefSeq and is a predicted model, not a curated record.
AUGACCACGAGAAACGAGGAUCAAGUGCCGUCCGAGCACCAUGUUCAUAGGGUCGGCGAAUGGUUGCCAGGUGACCACCGGGUACAACAGCAAUGGCUCGGCCAGAUUGCAGCACAUGUCGAUGCAAAUCCUAAAGACUUACAUCCCGUCCUCAAAGAAUUCAAAUCACUCAUCGACAACAGCACACGCAUCCGCAUGCUGUUUGAACAGAUGUUCGACCAAGUACCCCAGAAAAAACCAUAUCACGAUACCCCAACAGGCCACCCUCAGAUUCGUGACUACCAUCAUAUGAUACAGAUCUUGAACCACAUCCUGACCACGGCACCUUCCUGGCAUGAUAAGUCUUUCCGCGUUGGUUUUGUUGGCUUGCCCAUCAAUGCAAUACUGGACUGGCCGAUGGGUACGCCCAGUGGCUACGCAGUGUUUCUGGAUCCGCAAGUCAAUGCAGUGCUGAAAAAGGUGCUUAAUGCAUGGGGAGAAUUCCUCCAGUCGCCUGCCUCAGCACACGUGUUGGACAGUUCAGACAGUAGUUGGUUCAGCGAUCACGGCGUUAGUUCUUUAGCACACACAGCAAAUGUCGGAAAAUCUUCAUGGUCCUUUGAAGAGCUCUUUAAUUGUGACUCAUCCGCUCCACACUAUGGUUUCAAGUCUUGGGACGAUUUCUUUACCAGGACCUUCAAAGAAGGAAUUCGACCUGUUGCUGAACCGGAAAAUCCUCUAGUUAUUGCAAACGCUUGUGAAUCCAGACCUUUCAAAGUCGCCUCAAAUGUGAAAUCUCAGGAUAAAUUUUGGCUCAAGGGCCAGCCGUACUCUGUCGGGGAUAUACUGGCAGAUGCUUCUCUGGGCAAGGAAUUUGAAGGCGGCACCAUUUACCAAGCCUUCCUUAGUGCGCUUAGCUAUCACCGAUGGCAUGCACCGGUUACUGGCAGAAUUAAGAAAGCCUAUGUCAUAGAUGGAACCUACUAUUCUGAACCGCUUUUUGAAGGAUUGGGCGACCCGGAAAAGAAAGAUUCAAUAGAUAUGGGAGGGGAGUCGACUAGUCAGGGUUAUCUGACUCAAGUGGCCACUCGAGCGGUGAUUCUGAUUGAGGCCGACGAGCCAAGGAUAGGACUCAUGGCUUUCGUUGGAGUGGGUAUGGCUGAAGUAUCUACUUGCGACAUCACUGUCAAAGAAGGAUCCCGGGUUGAGAAAGGUGAUGAAAUUGGAAUGUUCCACUUUGGUGGCUCAACACACUGUCUUUUGUUUAGGCCUGGAGUCAAUGUCAGUGGAUUUCCUCCUACAGGAAGCGAGCACAAUGUCCCAGUGCGAAGUAAGCUAGCUGUCGUGUCUUAG